Molecule: messenger RNA, 2190 nt
Organism: Canis lupus familiaris (dog)
Lineage: Eukaryota; Metazoa; Chordata; Mammalia; Carnivora; Canidae
Gene: VSIG10L2
Product: V-set and immunoglobulin domain containing 10 like 2
Source: RefSeq, a predicted model, not a curated record
AUGGGCCUCCUCCCGUGUCAUCGCCACCCUGUGCCCGGGACGCAGCAGGCAGCGCCUAAUGACCGGCCGACGACUGAAGGCUGGAUGGGCGGGUGGCAGGCCGCGGUCACCGUCCCUUCGGGCAGUGGGUCUGGAAUCCCCUGGAAGCCUCAGACACCCGCAGAGCCGGAGCUGCCGGUGGCCGUGUGGAUGUCCCAGUCUCGGGCUGAUCAGCAGAUUGGCCUCCGGACGCCCGUUGACAGCACAGAUGCCCGGGCCGACGCCCUGGGGACUCCGACUCCGGUCUGGGAUGAGGCCCAGGGAUGCAUAUUUGUAUCGAGCCUCCAGGGCGGUCUGAUGGCUCAGGGGGUGGAAACCUCAGCUCCGGGCGGUUCCCAGAUCGCAGUCAAGGAUCCCCCUGGGCUGUCUGCUGCGAGGGCACAGCCAGACAGGAAACCCCAAAGCUCGCUCAGAAACUGGCCUGCCGGGGCCCCUGGGGGACCCAGCGCUGGCCUGGGGCUCUGGCCCCGGCCUCUACGGGUCUCCUGGAGCUUCACCCCUGGGCUCACUGAGGCCCGGCCUGUGGCCAUCACCCAUGGAGCAGAGUCCACGGUGGAGGCCGGGGCCUGGGCUCUGGGAGCCGUGAGUCUGCGGAACAGCAGCCUGGUGCUGCGGAGGCUGCGGGAGGGCGGCUCCUUCUCCUGGCCAGUGCCCGUAUCGAAGCCCCAGGUGAGGCUGAGUGACCCAUCCCCAGUGGAGGGGACCUCCGUGGCUGCCACAUGUGCAGUACAGGAGGGCACAGAGCCCAUGACGUUCGCCUGGUGACAUCGGGUACCUCGGGUGGAUGUGUCAGACCAAUGGCUUCAGCUGGACCCAGUCAACAGGACACACCUGGGCUGAUACGUAUGCAGUGCCCACAACACGGUCAACCGGCCGAGCAGUGAUGGGACCUUCCUUGAUGUCAUCUGGCCCCCAGGACUGCCCCAGCCCGCUGAGUGGUGCCAGGAGGCCAGGACAGCAGGGCACCGUACCCCCGGUACCAGAUACAGGCCUAGUACAGGGGUUGUAACCUUCUCCAGGGGGAGGGGAGAGGUGACCCUGAGCUGCCAGGCCGCAUCCAGCCCCCCGAGUCACUAGGCGGCUCGUGACCACAGUCCGGUCCACAGCGGGCCCGUCAUCGCCUGCGCCAGCCGCGCCCACGCGGGCCUGUACACCUCGCCCCGCAGCAGCCGCCUGGACACCCGCGCCCAGACCGCCACCAGGCUCAGCGUCCGGCGGGAGUAUCCCCCUGAGGGCCAGCCCUCUUGAACUGUGCCCCCCACCCUCGGGGCUGUGACUUUGGUCUGCACCUGGCCCAGGGGGCUUCCAACUGCCCAGCUGCCUGGGGGAGGGCCCCAGGGAACUGGCCCUACUGCUCUCAGCAACGUCACCUGGAGUCCAGCCGCCCGGCUCCCCAGCGGCAGUGUGUUCGCCUGCACCGGCCAGCACCCGGCCCUGGCGCUGCCCACCCUCUGCAGGAUCACGCUGUGGGACCCCCCGCCCCGGAGCCCUACCUGCUGGACCACAGCCACCGUGGGAGACCAGUUCCUCAUGCUGAGCUGUGAGUGGCCUGGAGGCGAGCCCCCUGCCAUGCCGAGCUGGCGGGAUGGACAGCAGCAGCCCCUCGCUGCGUCUGUCCAUCUGCUGCAGGCCCAGGAAGACCUGGCUGGCUGAGAGUUCACCUGCCGGGGUACUCGCCCCCUCAGGGUCCCUGACCCCCACUGCCAGCUCCAGCUGGAAGCUCCGCAGCUGGCGGUGGCCCAGCCCAGGCCGGUGCCGGGAGGCGGAGAGGCCAGGCUGGGGUGCGCCCUCCUGGGGGACACGCCGCCCGCCCCGCUCCUCUGGCAGGGACCCCGGCGGCGGCUCCACCUCGCGGAGCCCCCCUUCAGCGCCUAUCCGGCAGUGCUGGGUGCAGCGGGCACAGGAGUGGUGGUGGCAACGGUGGCCUCCCUCCUGGUGUUCCAGCAUGCUGCCCGGCACCCCGAGACUUUGCCCUGCCUUGGUCAGUUGCUUGUUCCCAUGAGACAAAGUCACCAAUACAGGGAUUCAAGGGAAGGCCUGGAGGCACCAGCAGACCUUGAACCACCACCCACCACCCCAGGCUCAGAUCCUGCACAAGAACCCACAGAUGCCCUAGUUAACGUCACCAUCACUGUGACCAUGACCUCAUGA